AAAUACGAAGUAGUAGAAAAAGCAGAGACUGUUGUGAAAAUUCAAUAAUAUAGGAGGAAAGAUUAAAAAUACUAUUUGUUUUAAGUGUUUAGAAAAAUUUAUAAAACCAAAAUAAACUUUAAGUGGUGAGCAUUUACAUGUCAAAAACAAUGUCCAAAGAAAAGGUCGAAAGUCUUGAAAACAAACACACCGAACACUGGGCAGGUGGCAGUGGUAAAGGCGGGUUAGAUGUGUGUCCUGAAUCUAAUUGUAAGACCAACUCUGAUGCUUCUAAAAGCAGUAUAGAUCGUGGAGGGGGGCAUAUUGAGUCGACACUAAUUGCUGAGAGGGAAGUUAUGGGUGCUUGCUCAUCAAAUAUAUUAAGCGAGAAUGAAGAGUACCCAUUACACAAAAGUGUUUUUCAAGGUGAUUUUAAAAGUUUGGCAAGACUUCUUCAACGGCCCCGAAAUAGCUGGCGAACGCAAGAAGAAAUCGGUUGUAAAGAUAAACAUGGAAACACACCCUUACAUCUAGCAGUAAUGUUAGGAAGGAAAGAGUGUAUCAAUUUGCUGUUAUCUCAUGACGCUCCCGUAAAAGUAAAAAACAAUGAAGGAUGGUCGCCACUAGCUGAAGCAAUUAGCUACGGUGAUAGACAAACUAUCUCCGCUGUGCUGUGUAAACUUAAACAGCAAUCCCGUCAGCAUAUGGAAACUCGUCGCGCUAAAUUAGUUCGUGCUCUUGAACAAAUGAAAGACUUUUAUAUGGAACUCAAAUGGGAUUUUGCUUCAUGGGUUCCACUUGUAUCCCGUAUGUUGCCGUCCGAUAUCUGUCGAAUUCACAAGUCGGGAGCCACCCUACGCCUUGACACAACAUUAGUAGAUUUCAAUGAUAUGCGUUGGGAGAGGGGGGACAUUUCUUUUAUUUUUCGUGGUGAUCGACCACCUCAUGAAUCAUUAACAGUUUUAGAUAACGAAUAUGAAUGUUAUCAGCACGUUCGAUAUGAAGAUACAGAUAUUGAAGACGAAGUAGAUGUACUAAUGUCUACGGAUAUUUUAGCUGCUCAAAUGUCAACGAAAAGCAUACAGUUUGCUCGAGCGCAAAGCGGUUGGAUUUUCCGCGAGGAUCGAAAAGAAUUAGUCAGCGGACAAUACCAAUGCGAUUUAUAUUCGAUACAGGGUCUUAUUUUAAAACAACGUAAAAGGCGAGAGCAUCUCUCACAUGAGGAUCUCCAAAAAAAUAAAGCUAUUGUUGAUACAAUAACACGUGGUGGUCGUCGUGCUAGCUUAACAAGUGCAAACGGGGAGGGUGGAUUAAAUAGGGAUUCAAUAAAUGGCUCUGCAUCAGAAAUGCCUCGAAGAAGUUCAUUGCAACCACCGCCCCCACCAACCAUUACAUGGGAGGAGUAUAUUAACACACCAAUUGGUAAAUGUCCCCAUUUGGGACGACCACCAGUACAUAAGCAAUCAAACAAGUCUAUACGGGCCACAGUAGCUAUGAGUAAAGAUUUUCCCCUUAGCGUCGAAAUGCUAUUAAAUGUAUUGGAAGUAAUUGCUCCUUUCAAACACAUUAAUAAAUUGCGUGAGUUUAUAACGCUCAAAUUACCAAGUGGGUUCCCCGUCAAAGUAGAGAUACCAGUUUUGCACACAGUGACAGCGAAAAUAACUUUCCAAAAGUUUGAAUUUCGUGACAACAUACCGGCAACACUAUUCGAUGUACCGUCGCAUUAUGUGGAAGAUGCCCGUCGUUUCCCAGAUUUAUGACCGGCAACAGGUCAGCAGCAUCCAACGACGGAAAGCGUCGAUUUAAACCGCAAUGCUACCAGCGACAUCAGAACUAAGACGCAUACCACUUUUAAUGAAAUAGACUAGUGUACAUAGGAGACAAAUAAAAAGCUGUAAUCAUCGCAUUGAUCCAUCAUUAAUAACAUCACGAAAAUAUGAUGUUUAUUCGUCUCCUAUUAUUUCAGUAUAAUAGCUCCAAAAAAUGUAUUAAAUACAAUUACCAUUCAAUGCAUUUACAUUAUUUGAUUGUAGUGUAUAUUACAUACUUCUGCGAUAAGAAGUAUAGUAUGCACGAUAUAACUAAGUAUAUAUUCAAUAAUGUACAUACUUAUGUAUUAUAUGUAUAUGAAUGUAUGAACAUACAUGUUAUUUCAAAACUUAAUUUAAACAUUUUUAUCUUAUUUUUUGACUACUAACCUAAACUUACUGAAUAAUUAUGUAUGUCAUAGGCUCAAACAAUAUACAUAACUGACAUUGUAAUUAUUGCGUCAAUUUAAUUUUGUCGAAUUUAAGUGUGAUUUGAAAUCAGAAUAUUUUCACGCGAAUAACUCGCCACUAAUUUUAUUACAAAUAUUUCAAAGUAAGCUGACAUGUAUUUAUAUGAUUGUAUAAUGAUGGUAUAUUACUAGCCAUUUUCAACGUGUUAAACAAUUGUAAUCCCAUUGUGCAAAUCCUUUUUUAUAGUGUGUAAGUUAUAGUAAAUGCUUGUGUAUAACAGUCUGUUGAAAUAUUAAUGAACAUUUUCUAAGAUUUUGUGUGUAAACAAAUUUAAUUAUGUACAUACUUAUAUGUUUUUUUUAGUUUAAAGCUUAAACUUAUAUAUAUUAUUGUUAUCAAACUUUAAUGAUAAAAUAUAAAAUACCUGCAUUCAGUUAGUUCCUUGGAGACAUGUAUAUACGUAUGAAUUUAUAUGCGUGUAAACUAUUUGGAAAAUAUCAAUACACUGCUUGAUCGUUGACCUACCUUCCCACCUGUUAAAUAAGUAUUCAUAUUUGAUAUAAUUUGUAGAAUUAUCAAGAUAUAUUAAGUAGAUGUUUCUAUUGUGUAAAUGUUCACGUAUUCUUUGUAUUAGUUCAUUUCAACAAAGUAUUUUCUGUUAGAGAAUUUUUAGAAAUUUAUGUUAACAGUAACUAUCUACGUUUACAUACGAAAUAAAUAUUAUAAUAAUCCGGACACAAAAUAAAUGAGAAAUGUAAAGAAUUUGUAAGUGCUAUAUUAUCAAAAACAAAAAUUAGUUAAAUAUAUUUUUACACAUUGUAUGUGCAACUUGCAUAACGUUUUUUAAAAAUAAAUGAAGAAAUAUUACUAAUUAAUUAUAAAUACAAAAUAAUCAGAACAAUAAAGUUUUUGUUCAAAAGCUUCAACAAAAACCCAGAAAAAAUUCAAACCAGAGGUAAACUACGCUAACGUAUUUUUAUUAAUUAUUACAAUAUUUAACUGAGUUAAUUUUUAUUAUUAGCAAAAAGCCUCAAAAAUUCUUUGGAAUAACCGGAAUGGCUGCCAUAUAUUAUAUAUAUGUAUAUGUACAUACGUAUAUAACUAUUUGCAUAUGCUACAAAAAUUAUUUGUAUCAUGUCCAAUUCACUAUUUGAUAAACUAAGAUUAACAGCAAAAAGAAACAGAUCCAAAAUAACGGUCUAUAGUUUAAUAACUUUAUAACAAAAAUAUUGAACGUUUUAUACUUAAAAUAAAGUUCAGGAUGAGGGUGCAUCCCACAUGUAUUUACUUUCUAUACAAGCACAAUCAUGAAGAAAAUAACAUUUUGAAUCAUUGCCAUGAAUACAUAACAUAAAUAAUAAAUUUCUGUAAAGGCAGCAUAAUAAAUGUAGAAUGACUGAAAGAACUUCAACCACUGCUUCGUUUAGUAAUAUUUACGAUUCCUCCACAAUAUCAAUAUUUAUAAGACAUUUCUCCUGACUUAUUUGAAAACUAUUUAGCACAUUAAUUUUUUAUGCACCUAUAUUCAUAAAGUAUGUCUCAAACAUUCGUUUAACAUUUACUUUUAAGGGCAAUAUGAAAUAUUUGAUUAUGCACAUGUAUAAGAUAUGUGACAAAUACAGUAGCAUCAAAAAAAAUCA
Messenger RNA from Bactrocera tryoni, 3838 nucleotides. RefSeq names its product ankyrin repeat domain-containing protein 13C. NCBI's taxonomy places the organism in Eukaryota, Metazoa, Arthropoda, Insecta, Diptera, Tephritidae. Gene Ontology annotation, cellular component: cytoplasm. The record is from RefSeq and is a predicted model, not a curated record. Gene Ontology annotation, molecular function: protein binding. The coding region runs from base 138 to 1739 and encodes 533 amino acids. The transcript has 2 exons.